Telopea speciosissima is the source of this 1485-nucleotide messenger RNA. Its product is annotated as nuclear transcription factor Y subunit A-7-like. Bases 466 to 1071 code for a protein of 201 amino acids. The record is from RefSeq and is a predicted model, not a curated record. Gene Ontology annotation, biological process: regulation of transcription by RNA polymerase II. Gene Ontology annotation, molecular function: RNA polymerase II cis-regulatory region sequence-specific DNA binding; DNA-binding transcription factor activity, RNA polymerase II-specific. NCBI's taxonomy places the organism in Eukaryota, Viridiplantae, Streptophyta, Magnoliopsida, Proteales, Proteaceae. Gene Ontology annotation, cellular component: CCAAT-binding factor complex. The transcript is spliced from 8 exons.
UUCUGUAUAGCUUUCAAUGUUUUCUCUUUUGUUUGAUUUAUUGCUCUGAUCUUCGAUUUCUUGUUGUCUCGAGCAAUGGAAUCCGUUUGCAUGUCGUUCUUUCUCUGAUCAGUAUGUCAUAGCGGGUUUAUUUGCAUUGAAUCUCUAGCGUUUUAAAUGAAUUUGCGGCCGCAUGCAAAUAUUGUCGCUGAAAGCUGGUUGCUCUGGUUUGCGAGCUUGUGAUGAAUUGGUUAUUUGAAUGGGAAAUGACAGAGAAGAGUGGAAAUUGGGUUCUUUGGCUUCUUUAUUGUUUUGGACGAGUAAUGGUGCUUGAUGCAGGCUAACAAAGGCCGUCUUUCAGUUAUCAAUGUUGUGGUGUCUCAAAGAAGGAAUGGAUGGUCUACAUAUUGGAGAUUGACAUGAAAGUGCUGUUUCUUCUACUGCAACUUUUCACAUUGAACAAAGUUGUGUUGGGAAUUCAGCAUCAUGACAUCUUCUGUGCAUGACCAGUCAUCUAAUUCAGAUAAGGAUGUAGCAGAUGAGCAGCAAAAGCAAUCAGAACCACAAAUUGAACAACAGACUCCUGGAAAUGGAGUUACUAAUGCUGGCGUGACAUCCCCACCUGUGGAGUAUACAGCACAUCCACAUGUUGAAGUGGGACAUGCUGUGGCUCAAGCUGCUUAUCCGUAUCCAGAUCCUUACUAUAGAAGCAUAUUUGCUACAUAUGGUGCACAGCCUAUGAUCCAACCUUCAUUGAUGGCAGUUCAACCUGGCAUUCCUUUGCCAUUAGAUGCAGUUGAAGAGCCUGUAUAUGUGAAUGCUAAGCAAUAUCAUGGCAUCUUGCGUCGCCGACAAUCCCGUGCAAAAGCUGAAUUAGAAAACAAAUUGAUCAAAUCUCGGAAGCCUUACCUACAUGAAUCUCGACAUUUGCAUGCCAUGAAAAGAGCUAGAGGCUGUGGUGGUCGGUUUCUCAAUUCCAAGGCUGAUGACAAGCAGCAGCGAUUGGAGGUAAUACCAGGCAAUGAGACACGGUCUAAUAACAAUCUGGACUCUGACAAAAAUCAACAACCUUCCUCGGAGAGGGCAUCUUAAAGUAAUUGUGUGCUUUGGCAAUACUGUGACAGACAGAAGCUAAUAAUGAGCCUGGGAAACUUGGUUACUGAUGGAUCUACUGACUACUGUAGCAUGGUGUUGCUGGUUUUCAGGAGAAGUCACGUUCUUUAGCCCAUAGGAGUAGUCAGAUCUGAAGUAUGUAUAGUACUUUUGAUUGUUAAUUUGUAGGAAGGUUGUAGAAUUGACUCGAGCAAUUAAAUUUAGAAGCUCGAGUUGUGGUGUGUUGUGCAGGUGGAAUGGAUUUUCCUUGGUCUUUGAUAUUUGUUUGUAGAGAGAGAGAGGACAAACUUCUCCUGUUGGAAAUUUUAGUUCUGUAAUGCAGCUGUGUGUGUGAUUGAGGCUGAUGCUACAAAAUGUCUUUGUUAAAUAUAGGGUGGUUGUGAGUCUUGUGAC